Messenger RNA from Cutaneotrichosporon oleaginosum, 410 nucleotides. RefSeq lists its product as uncharacterized. Lineage: Eukaryota; Fungi; Basidiomycota; Tremellomycetes; Trichosporonales; Trichosporonaceae. The record is from RefSeq and is a predicted model, not a curated record.
UUCUAUGUAACGAUGACUCAGUGUACAGGCCCUUCAAUGCUCUCCCUCACGGUUCCGGUGAGCAGAAUGUCCGGCAAGGAUCACAAAUCGGCCGUUAGGUGCGUGACACGAAGCAUGCUGCUGAUAAGGCUGGUUGCAGCGAUUAUCAUCGAAUUUUAUAGUGUCGCUUACAAGUUAGGCCGAAGAAGCACUCUGAGAACUUCGCAGCAGCGUCUCGACCGCAUUCAAGAAGGUCCGUCUGCAACGAAGCUAUCUGUCAGCAGUGUUAGGCUCAAGCUCUCGGGAGAUUGCAAGAUGCCAGUAUCGCGCUGAAAGAGAAAGCAGCCGGCGGAGGGCCGUGCACGCCCCUGCAGCUGGCUUGUGGCACUCGCGAUCGGGGUGACGGGUAGUUUGACAGCCGCCGGCAGUGG